CGUUCAAGAUAGUGUCGACGGGGAGGCAUCGUUCACGAUACGUGCGUGAUCACGUGCGUGCGUGCAUGGAAAGGAAAGACGACCGCGGUAGCCCGAGGUACGAAGGAGAACGAGGCGGAGCAAGGUGGCUCCGCUAACGGCACGAGCGGCGGUGAAAAAAUGUCGAGCGCCGCGGACAGUCCUGAUGGGAUGGCUUUGCAGUCGCACUAUUCCCUACGAUGGAACAAUCAUCAGACACACAUACUACAGGCCUUCGAGGCGCUGCUGCACAACGAGGUACUCGUUGACGUGACACUGGUCUGCGCCGAGACCAGCCUCAGGGCGCACAAGGUCGUCCUUAGUGCCUGCAGUCCGUUCUUCGAGAGGAUAUUUGCGGAGCAUCCCUGCAAGCAUCCGGUGAUCGUGUUGAAGGAUUUCCCUGGCCACGAGGUCGCGGCGCUGAUCGACUUCAUGUAUCGUGGCGAGGUACGGGUCGGUCGCGAGGAGCUUCCAGGACUGAUGAGAGCCGCUGAGAGUCUGCAAGUGCGGGGAUUGGCGUCGUCGGAGCCGCGGCCGGCGUCGCCGCCGGAAACCCCGACGGCCGAUCUUCUUCUGGGGGAACCUUCCACGCCUGAGGGCGCGAGGCACGGCACCCCUGAAGAGGACGACAACGCGUCGGAGAGCACGGCACCGCCGUCGACGCGGGAACCAGCGGCGGUGACCACCACCACUAUUUUCCACCCUGCCAGGGACCAUCGCGACAGGUUACCGCACAUGGGUCACUUGAACUUCGGCAUCCGCGAGCUCAGGGAGAGCUGCGGGUCGCCGUUGUUGCCUCGACGGAAACAGGCACGACCGCGACGAAGAUCCGGCGAGCUGGUGCCGCAGGAUCUCAGCCGACCGCAUCCGCCGUCGAGUCUCAGCCCACCUACGAGCGGUCUGAACCUGUCCGGUAGCCAGCAACAGUCGCAGCAACAGCAUCACCAGCAACAGCAGUCGAUGGGUUCGCAGAGUCAGCAGCAACAGCAGCAGGAGGACAUGGGUCACCAUCCGCGGGAGGGCAGUCCGCACGGGCCCAACAGGACGCAUCCUUAUCAGCAGCAACAGCAACAGCAAGACUCCCCGUUGACGCCGCGACGCAGCUCCGUGACGGCGAUGUUCCCGCUGGACGGCGUGGCGUCGUUAGGCGGGGGACUGUUCCCUCACGCUGGUGCACUCGACAGGGGAUCCCUUCUGGCGGAUCUACACGAUAGCUUUAAGCCGGAAACGUUGCACGGUCUGUUCGGCGCGGCGGGUCUCGGCGGCCAUCAUCAGGGUAAGAAGCCCAAGAAGCACAGAGGCGACGGUGACACGCCACGCAGAUGGGGGGACCACGGUAGCCGAGGGUUGCCGGUGGGAAGGCCGAAAGGUCAGCACAGCGCGCCCAGGGGCGGACCACCGAGGUCGUGGACGAACGCUGAGCUCACCGAGGCGCUCCAACACGUCUGGAACAAGAAGAUGACCACGUCGCAGGCGAGCAGGAUCUUCGGUAUACCGUACAACAGCCUUCUGAUGUACGUGAGGGGUAAAUACGGGAAGAGCCUGAAGCUCGAGCAGCUCAGGAGGGACUGCACGGGCGCGACGACGGGCGAAGUCGUGAUGAACUCGUUGAACAACAACGUGAAGACCGUCCAGCCGCCCACGCAGAUGUCCCAUCCGCUCGCCGGUCUGCCGCCCCAUCCGGGCGACGACAGUGGAUUCCCUCAUCACUCGUUGCUCGGUGGCAACCUGCCGCAGGGUUUCUUUCCCGAUUUCGCCGCCGCUGCUUUCCCCGUGCCUGUCAGCAUGGUGCAUCUGCUACCACCUAGCGAACAGAAGGCCUUCGAACCAACCGGGAAUCCCGGCGGCGGUGGCAGCGGUGGCGACCUCUCCACCACGCGGAGCAGUCGAACCCCGUCGCCGGUCGAUCAUCAUCACCAUCACCAUCAUCACGAGUCGCUGCAACCGCAACCGCCUCAGUCGGCGCCAGCGCUACUCCAGCAAAAUGGUUCGGAUUAGAAGCAAAAUCGUUUUACUCGUGGUCAUAGGUAUGCGCGGUGACGCUUAUUAUCCUCGUCGAUGGACCACGGACACAUAACUGUCCGAUAAAACCAUCCCGUUAAACGAAACCCUCGACACGUACACCCACACUCGAAAACACCUACACAACGAACGUAACACACACACACACACACACACACACACGCCCCCCGAUUCUUUCCGCGAGAUUGUUCUCUUUUUCACAAGACUGACUAUCACCAAUUACAGCUCCCGGGGUAAAUUCGACGGACGUUAACGCCCUGCUCAAUCCACGCUUAAGCCACACACUGUUGCCACGUUUCGCUUCUCGAUUUUUUUUCUUUACGUUCCCAUCGACCUUCUUUGUCUGUCUUUAUCCGGUGGACGAAAAUAUUGACG
Colletes gigas is the source of this 2415-nucleotide messenger RNA. It is a transcript of the gene lov, whose product is annotated as protein jim lovell. Gene Ontology annotation, molecular function: protein binding; DNA binding. The transcript has 3 exons. Bases 160 to 2016 code for a protein of 618 amino acids. Gene Ontology annotation, cellular component: nucleus. NCBI's taxonomy places the organism in Eukaryota, Metazoa, Arthropoda, Insecta, Hymenoptera, Colletidae. Gene Ontology annotation, biological process: regulation of transcription by RNA polymerase II. The record is from RefSeq and is a predicted model, not a curated record.